AUGGACAGGAUUGAGGGGCCCACAGGGCCACAUGGAGUGUCAAAUCAGCUGGAGAAAGAAACGGCUUUCGCCAUCCGGGUGAUCAUCCAAGCGCAGGUCGCCACCCUCCUGGCGAACUUCUCCAUGAUGUGGCACAUAACCUCUUGGGGCAUAGCUUUGGUGACCCAGACCCGGGGCGGGUUCCAUGCCUACUUGUAUGGCGUGAUUGCCGACACCAUGGGAAACACGAUAGGCCUCCUGCUGCUCAUCAGCAGCUCCCUUCGUUUCCCUCUUGCGGAGCCAAAGCAGAACGCAGCAAGAGAUGCCGAGGACGAUUCCGCGUACCAACGUGAGCAUUACCUUGGCAGCACCAAGAUGCUUGCGGCUUCGGGACCGCCAGAGCCGCCAGAGCCAGAUGCAGGGGCGCUUUCCGAGAGAAGCGCCUGGGAGCGGAAAGUGAAAGAGUUGGCUUCUCGGAGGAUCUCUGCAGGACAGCUUUUGGAUUUUUACGCCCGCCUCGGAAGGCAAGAGGAUCUGAUGCCACAUUUCGACCCAGCGAAGUCCACAACCAACGACGUGGUGCGUCAGGCCAUUAUCCCGGAGUCUCGGCUCAACAACCUGGGCAGCUCCUUGGCCGAGGUCUUCCAGCUCCGGCUUCGCAAAGGUGCCCCCCGCAUGGUGACUCACCACUGGGCCAACCGCUUCCGAGACCUCGUGGCCGUGGUAUUGGCUGAUGGCCUCGGUCUGAGGCGCUGGGACCACCUGGCAGAAGAGCUGUCUAACGGGAAGGAAGAAGAGAUAAAAGCCCGGCUGCACGCCCAAGGAUCACUAGGCAUUGAAUACUGGAUAUGUGCCUUCUGCAUAAACCAGCACGCUAGCAUUUGCGCCAGCUCCAGGGGCGUCGUCGACACUGUUACCGGUGAGGAACUGCCCUCCUGUGACUGUGCUACGCCGAAGUUCUUCAAUGACAUGCCGAUUCAGUGUGAGCUCAACAAGUUCGACGACAUGAUGGCGCAUCUGCACCGAAGCUACAAGCACGGCUUCCUUCAGGUGGUAGCGGUUGAUGAGGGCUUUCAGGUCUUUUCUAGGGCUUGUUGCCGCUUGGACCAGCGGGUGGUCCUCCAUUCGCCCGAGGCGCUGGAGCAACACUCCGGGCAGCUCGUCUCCCUGAAAGUGGAGAAUUGCUCAGCCUCCCGGCCCGAAGACAAGCAGGCGAUCCUCUCGAAGAUCGGCGGAGCCACAGAGAUCGCGCAGUUCAAUGCCACACUCCAAAACCUGCUGCUGGGUGCUCAGGGUCUCCUGGCGGGGUGGUUGGACGGCCAGCAGCUUUUGCAGGAGGUGGGCGCCAUCGCUGCCCGUGCUCGGGCACGUGGAGAAGCACGGGCCAGCCACCCAGAAGAUCCAGAAGCAGCAGAAGAAGACUAUCUAGAAAUCUAG
This is a messenger RNA of Symbiodinium necroappetens, 1416 nucleotides long. The record is from the annotation of a GenBank genome assembly. NCBI's taxonomy places the organism in Eukaryota, Dinophyceae, Suessiales, Symbiodiniaceae.